AACAAACAUUGUUUCAAUAGAGAAGAAGCCAGAGGAACUGAUGGUUUCGUAUUUGAAUAACGAGCCAAAGAAAGCAAGCAAUGACCCAACUAUGGCUCUUGCUACAGCACGGCAUGAGUUGGGUGAGCGCAGUGGCAUCAACAUGUCAAUUGAAGCCUCAGCCACCUUCACAGUCAUGGAGCCAGUGACCAUGCGCAAAAUGUUUACCGGCCAGCUUGGCCCUGACCAAGGCUACUUCAUCUAUAGCCGUCACUUCAAUCCAACCGUCUUAAAUCUCAGCCGUCAAAUCGCAGCCUUAGAAGGAACGGAGGCAGCAUACUGCACAGCAAGCGGCAUGGCAGCAAUCUCGACGGUCCUGAUGCAAUUAUGCAGUACUGGAGGACACGUGGUUGCAUCCUGUUGUUUGUAUGGUGGGACACAUGCAUUGUUGAAUCAUUUCCUUCCUAGGGUUUGUAACAUAACAACCACAUUUGUGGACGUGAGAGAUCAUGAGAUGGUGAAGGAAGCUAUUGUGGAGGGAAGGACUAAUGUGCUUUACGUGGAAUCAAUGUCCAAUCCUACUUUGACAGUUGCUAACUUGCCCGAGCUGUGCAGGAUAGCGCACGAUAAGGGGGUGAAGGUUGUGGUAGAUAACACCUUCACUCCCAUGGUACUGUCCCCUGCUAGGUUGGGUGCAGAUAUAGUAGUGCACAGCCUCACCAAAUAUAUCAGUGGUGGGGCCGAUGUUAUUGCUGGUGCAAUUUGUGGGCCAGUUAGCCUAGUGAAUUCCAUGAUGGAUCUUCAUCAAGGGGCACUGAUGCUUCUUGGUCCAACCAUGAAUGCUAAGGUUGCGUUCGAGCUCUCCGAAAGAAUUCCCCACCUAGGCCUAAGAAUGAAGGAACAUUGCCGGCGAGCAAUGGUCUAUGCUACAAGGAUGAAGAAAUUGGGGCUCAAGGUUAUUUACCCAGGCCUUGAAGAACACCCAGACCACACUCUUUUCAAGUCAAUGGCAAAUGAGAAUUAUGGGUUUGGUGGAAUCUUAUGUUUAGACAUGGAGACGGAGGAGAAGGCAAACCAGUUGAUGGGUCAUCUGCAAAACAGCACCCAUUUCGGUUUAAUGGCUGUUAGCUUGGGCUACUAUGAGACCCUUAUGUCAUGCUCUGGAAGUAGUACUAGUAGCGAAAUGAACGCAGAGGAAAAGAAGAUGGCAGGAAUCUCACCGGGGUUAACAAGGAUGUCCAUCGGAUACAGUGGGACUCUUGAGCAGAAAUGGAGCCAAUUUGAGAAGGCACUUGCAGGAAUCAAAGACUGUGGUUUAUCCAAGAACUGAAUAUAAAGCUUUUCCUGAGUUCAUGUGUUGAUGUAAUCAAUUUGAUAUGCAUAAUGGGAAUGAGGUUCAUCAUCUUCAGUGAACUUUCUACUUUUUGUAUUAAAUAAAUAUUUCUUAUCCCUUAUGAAUUGUUAUAUAAAGGAUUGAAGCUUAACUGUAAUGCGUCAAAGAUUUGUAUCCAU
Molecule: messenger RNA, 1491 nt
Organism: Macadamia integrifolia
Lineage: Eukaryota; Viridiplantae; Streptophyta; Magnoliopsida; Proteales; Proteaceae
Product: methionine gamma-lyase-like
Exons: 2
Coding region: 41-1309 (422 amino acids)
Biological process (GO): transsulfuration
Cellular component (GO): cytoplasm
Molecular function (GO): carbon-sulfur lyase activity; pyridoxal phosphate binding
Source: RefSeq, a predicted model, not a curated record